AUGUCUACAACAAAUUCUAUAAGCGACGGUGGUAACAUCGUAGAAGGAGAAGCCGUGGAAGAAAUCUACGCUUGGAUAGACCAAAUUCAGUUCUCCAGACCAAAGAGAAACAUAGCGCGUGAUUUCUCAGACGCUGUUUUGAUGGCUGAAUUGUUGAAGAAGUAUUAUCCUCGUUACGUUGACGUUCACAACUACAUCGCCGGCAGUAGCAUCGCAAAGAAAAUUGAUAACUGGGCUACGUUGAACCGAAAGGUUUUAUCGAAACUUGAUAUGAAACUGAGCAAGGAAGUUAUCGGUCAAUUGGCCAACUCUCAGCAAGGUGUAAUUGAAAAGGUUUUGAGCAGUUUGAGAGCGAAGAUACUGAAGGAUUGCAAUGCCGACAGAGAUUCCCUGUAUUUUGAUCACGAAGAAAAUGGCAGAGGUGGUAAGAACGGAGACGCUGAUAGACUGGGAGAGACGGUGAGAUCUUUGCUCAAUCCAGAUGAGAUUGCGAACAGGACUGUUCCUCGUCAGGUUUUUACAAAACUGAAAACGGAGCUACAAGAGAAGAACGAAACGAUACAUAGUCUGAACCACAAAGUCUCGCAUCUUGAAAGUUUGAUGAAGCUAAAAGAUCAGAGAAUUUCCGAUUUGACGGCGCAAAUAAUAAACCCACAAGAGUCAUCGAUCAGUAGUAAAUCACAUCUCUUAGGCUCUGGCUUACCAAAAAGUCGGAACAGCAAAGUGUAG
Molecule: messenger RNA, 729 nt
Organism: Neodiprion fabricii
Lineage: Eukaryota; Metazoa; Arthropoda; Insecta; Hymenoptera; Diprionidae
Product: sperm flagellar protein 1-like
Exons: 3
Coding region: 1-729 (242 amino acids)
Biological process (GO): regulation of cytoskeleton organization
Cellular component (GO): axoneme
Molecular function (GO): microtubule binding
Source: RefSeq, a predicted model, not a curated record